Molecule: messenger RNA, 1838 nt
Organism: Notodromas monacha
Lineage: Eukaryota; Metazoa; Arthropoda; Ostracoda; Podocopida; Cyprididae
Source: the annotation of a GenBank genome assembly
GUUUUUCCUCUUUUUGGAAUAGGAAAAAAAAAACUGUGAUAAAUGUCUCGAAAAGAAGUUAGAAGCGGGGACUCAACUGGUAGCCGGAAGUUUCUGCCGAGAAUCCGUCGUGCCUUAUUCCAGAAUGACGACAGCGAAGACGAUGCUGAACUAACAGGAAAUACGAGUUUCAAAAAGAAAUCCCACCACGGUAAGCGGUUGAAUCCGAAGGUGGAUCAAGCUGCCGAAGAUGAAGCCGAAGAAAGCGACAUAAUUCCUGCUCUACUGUCCACGUCAACGGAUGUCGAUGUUCAUUCAAAUCCCUUGUACGAGAAGAUCGUGAAGAAAGGCAGAGUUAUUGUGGAGGAGCCCCGACACUCGCCUGAACAGGCAAUUCCCGUGAUUUCAGUAUCAUCUCCUGGCAAAGAAGGUUCUUCUCACUUGGUGGCCGCCGAAGUUUCUGAACCGCAUUACGCUAACCUGAAACUGAAAUCUAAACCGGUACCAGUGGACCGAGGCACCCUUGGUGGUGGUGGUGGUGGGGCAUUGAAGUUGAACGAGUUGGAUUCAGACAACAGGGCAUUGAGGGACCAGUUGAAGAAUUUGGCUAUUUGUGGGUCUGAUCAAAUUCAGAGCAUUGUGGAAGAGAAGAAUUGUUUGGCGGAACGAGUUAAAAUGCUGGAGGAUUUGUCAUUCAGGUUGAAUCUGGAACUUGGGGCCUUGAGAGAGGCGUUGAAGAGGCAAAAUUUGGACCCGGGUUCGGGUGUUGAUUUCCCCACACUCGCCUUCCAGCUGCGUCAAGGAACCCCGCGUUGGCUUUCAGACUUGCCAGCGACACUCGCGUUGUUGGAUUCUUAUGACGACAAACUCAAGUCGAGUAUGAGAAAUGAGGAAACAAAGGAUUGGGAGUCCAUAAAAGCUGAAGCUGUGAAAGUUCUUUCAACGAAUGAAGACCUUCAGAACCGGUUGGCACGAAUGGAAAAUGACGCACGGGUUGCGCAUUCAGAACAUUUGUGCAAGGUGGAAGAACUAUCGAUUAAGCUGGAGCGAUCAGAACUCGCCAAGAAGCAGCUAGAACUGGAGAUCAGUGGACUACAGGCGCAGUACCGAAUAGUGCGCGAACAGUACUUCACGUCAAGACUGGAGCAGGAAAAAUGUGUUCCGAUUGUCGAGCACGAAGCUGCUGUCUCACAGUGUUACAAACUAUUUGGGGAAGCAAAGAAGAAAUAUGAGAAGGAACAGAAACAGAGAGUCAAACAGAUGGAAGAACUGACCAAAGAUGUCGCGGGUUUCAAGGCGAAAUUAAAAUCCAAAGAUGAGGAAGCCAGACACGCUGUGGACGAACUGGAAAAAUGCAAACGACAUUUGAAAGAUUGUAAACAACAGCUCGCCUUUGCUGACACGAGAUCAGUUGAUCUUGAAGAAGAAAAACGAGUGGUGGAGCGAAAACUGCAGGAGUUGUUGGCUUCUUGUGAAAACAGUGCUUGUGUGAAGGCACGCCUAGAGGCUCUAGUUGCAGAGUUGAGAGUCCAGAAUUCAUCCUUGUUGAAGCAAUCCCAACAUUUUCCGAAAAAGCUCAAUAGAUUAAAGAGCAAGUUGAAGACUGUUGAGUUUGUGGCGGACCGGAAAAUUUCAGAAAUGAUGAAAGAGUUGGAAAGGUAUCAGGCUUUGUACAAGAGCGAAGCUUACAAGGAAAAUUUGUGAGUUGAAAGUACAAUUAUGUAAUUAAUCCGUCCACAGUGCCUUGUGGUACAUUAAAGUGUGUUUUCUAGUCUGAACAUUUUGUGAAAUGUGGUGCCGCACGAGCUUGUUCGAUAUUGAUGUGUUCAGAGGAAGAUAAAGUCAAAUAUUUGCGCAAA